AUGUUCAAAGUGGGACUAUCUAGAUUCUCUGCUGGUUCCAUACUAAGAAACCAAGCUAGGUUAUCCGCUAGGUCGCAGCUGUGGAGGUUACAAGCAGGUGUGCCUACAUUUGCCUCAUCCAUACGUUACAACUCAUCAAGCAGUAGCGGCAGUACGGCACACGAGAUCAAGGAUAAACUAGUCUCCUUUGUUGACGAAAACAAUGUUGCAGAAACAGUAACAAAUUUGCACUCCGAUCAAAUUGGCUAUUUGGAAUCGAUUGGUUUAGCUCAAGGAUGGGGUCCAACCAGCAUCAUUGAAAAGCUUUUAGAGUUUACUCAUGUAUACACGGGAUUACCAUGGUGGGGAACGAUUACGGUGCUCACCGUAGUUAUUAGAGUUGUAUUAUUCCCCCUUUACGUUAAAGCUAGUUCUAAUGCCACUAGGAUGUCGGAAAUCAAACCGCAGUUGGACAACGUUAUGAAACAGAUCAAAGGUGGUGACGUACAAGAACAAAUGAAGGGGAUGGAGAAAAGACGGAAAUUGAUGAAGGACCAUAAUGUCUCAACAUUGGCUUCAUUGGCACCAGUGGUUCAAUUACCAUUAGCGUAUGGAUUUUUCCAAGCCCUUCGAAAAAUGGCUAACCAUCCAGUCGAGGGUUUCACUGAUCAAGGUCUUGCUUGGUUUACCAAUUUAAGCGAUGUUGAUCCAUAUUUAGGGUUGCAAGCUAUCGCAGCAGCAACUAUUAUCGCUGUGGUGAGAAUUGGAGGUGAAACAGGCCAACAUGCGAUGGCGCAAAGUAUGAAACAAGUGAUGACCGUCGUGCCAAUAAUUUCCAUCUUUAUCACCAAGAAUUUCUCAGCUGCUGUUGUUUUAUAUUUUGCCAUCAAUUCAUUCCUCUCAUUGAUUCAAAGUUCCAUCUUUAAAAGUAACACCUUGCGUCAAAUGUUGGGUAUGCCUAAGAAAUUGACUACUCAUGAAUUGAAUGAAAGUACACAAGGACUGACCAAGUCGUUGAAGGAAAUGGUUACUAAUUUUGUUGAUGAGUCGAAGGAGAGGAGUAUCAAAGCGGCCAGAGACGCAAAUAAGAGAUUGGAAGUGACUCAGCAAAGGAAAAACAGUAAUGUUGAGGGAUAUAUUAAAAAGAGGGAGAGAAAGUAA
This is a messenger RNA of Lodderomyces margitis, 1140 nucleotides long. RefSeq names its product membrane insertase. Gene Ontology annotation, molecular function: membrane insertase activity. Gene Ontology annotation, cellular component: mitochondrial inner membrane. Lineage: Eukaryota; Fungi; Ascomycota; Pichiomycetes; Serinales; Debaryomycetaceae. The transcript has a single exon. The record is from RefSeq and is a predicted model, not a curated record. Bases 1 to 1140 code for a protein of 379 amino acids. Gene Ontology annotation, biological process: protein insertion into mitochondrial inner membrane from matrix; mitochondrial respiratory chain complex IV assembly.